Molecule: messenger RNA, 1793 nt
Organism: Saprolegnia parasitica CBS 223.65
Lineage: Eukaryota; Oomycota; Saprolegniomycetes; Saprolegniales; Saprolegniaceae
Exons: 10
Coding region: 57-1793 (578 amino acids)
Source: RefSeq, a predicted model, not a curated record
GCCUCACGAAGCUCAUCAGCCUCGGCGACGGCGCGCACUUUGGCGAGCUCGCGCUCAUGAAAGCCAAUGGGCUGCGCUCGGCGACGGUCGUCACCACACAGCUGUGUGAGCUGCUCAUCAUUGCCGAGCGCGACUACAACAACAUUUUGCGCAAAUUGCAGAAAGAAGACAUGUCCAAGCGCCUCGCACUCCUUGAUAAAAUCCCCAUGUUUCAAAGUGUCGAGUGGACCAACGAGCUUCUCGAAGAGAUCUGCUACGUGCUCGUCGAGCAGCGGUUUCCCGCCAACUCGAUCCUGUACGCCCAAGGCGACAAGGCAAUGCAAAUGUACUUUGUGACGCGGGGCGAGUGCGUCGUGACGCGCACGAUCGUCGACCCCAAGACACAAGCAUCGCACGAAACGACCAUCGAGCGCUUGGGCCCGUACAACGUUGUUGGUGACGACACCGCAACGGGCACCAACUUCAACGAAGUCAUUUACCGCGCCGAUACGGUCACGACGACGACUCCGAUUGACGCCCUCGUGCUCACGAAAUACGACGUGUUUAACCGUCUCUCGCGGGGCGCGCGCGAGACGCUAUGGGGCCACGCGCGCGCACAUAAGGCCGCCAUGGUUGUUAUCGACCAGCUGUACAAGUCGCUCAAGUGGAAGGCAUAUAAAGAGCAAGUGCUUGCGACCGAAAUUGAUGCGCAAAAGCUGGCGCGGCGCCUGCGCCACCGCCCGGCACCGUCGCUCGACCCAAUCGCGAUGCGACCCAAGAUGACGCUGCUUGACAGCAACGACUUGCUGCUCGUGACGCCGCCGACGUCCAGCCCGUCGUCGGCCAUGACCACGGCCAAGUAUACGACGCAAUACAACCCUGACAUUGCCACGGAAGACCGGUGCCACGUCAUGGCGCUGGCGACGGCAACAGAGUCUCUCGACAGCGCACUGCGCGUCGCGGAUGGCAAUCCCGCCGCGUACUUGCGCUACUUGCACGAAAACCGCGAGACACCCAACGACGCAGUCAAAAGCAUCAUUAGCGAGAAAGAUUACUUCUCGGAACACUAUAUCUUUUCGAUGACGACGCCGCCGCUGACGCCCCGUCCGCCGCCGGCCAAGAAGUCGCAACAUGCUGCCCGCGCGUCACGUGCCAACGUGAGCGCUCCGCCGCUUCUCGAGAUUGCCCCGCAAAUUGUCGUCCUCAACGUCGCCAACCAACAGCUACAGCCCGUCGCGCCUCGCCCGGCGUUCCGGCUCGCGGGCAUGUUUGCUUCGAAAGAAGCUGCCGAUGGCGCGGCCAAUGCGAUCGCCGAGUACGAAGCCAAGCACGUGCGCAAAGGCUUCAAGGCCGAGCGUGCGAUCGGGUACUACACCAUCGACACGGGCAAGUAUGUGCUCGCGCCGUCGACGCUCGAGUGCCUCCUCUCGACGUACUACUGCGACCAAGCGCUGCACCGCGUCGUCGACGAGCAUACGGACUGGGAUGCGUGGCGUGCCAAGCACAGUGCGCCGCGGCCCGUCACCGCCGAUACCAUUCAAAAGAUACUGCACGACACGUGUGGCCACAUGAGCGAGGUCAAGAAGAGUCCGCGUCCUUCGUCGGUGGCGCGCUCGGUGCACUUGCACGACAUUGUCGACGACCACAUUCCGAUCGAGCUCCGCGACGGCGGCAACUUUGCCUGCGUGAGCAUCGUGCUCGUACCCAAGGCAGCGACCGAGCCCGUCCUCGCCGUCCACGGCUGCUUCAGCACCGAAGCCGACGCCAUGGCGUUUGCCGAGCGCGGGUACCGUCUCCAGUUGUGGCAUACUUGA